GAACUCGUCAUCAGCUUCGACUCCGUGCAUUGCGUUUGUCAAGCCGCCGUUCCCCGCCGUCGCCCGGCGCUCGCUCGCUCGCUGGUCCUGUCGCUUCCUCCGUCUCUGUUUCGGCGCUCGCUCUUUGCUCCGUUGCUCGCUCCAUCUCUGCUCCGGCGCCGCUUUCCUUCGCGCAUUAAUCUGCUUGGGCGGCCGAGAUUUGGGGAUCCCAUUUCUGCAACCACCUGCAGAGCAGCGUCGACGCCCUCCAGACUCUAGGAUCUUCAAGAUGAUAUGCUCGUUCCAAUUAUCCCAGACUCUAAGAUCUUCAUGCUAAAGCCGUAUAUCUGUGGUUACUCAUGUUCGCCGUGAUGUUCUCCUGUAUGUUUCCCUACCUAUGACAGUUAGAUGAAUAUACGCCAUGAUCAACAUGAGAACGCAAAAGUAAUGGAUGAUGGGAAUGCUUCUGUGCACUGAAGGAGCUUCUUGCCUUGAUCAAUCGCAAGAUGUUCUGCUUGUUUUGUGGUCCUGUUUGAGUAUUGCAUACUCAGGAGCUCCAAUUGCAUGUCCCCAUCCUCUGUUGCAAACAUGGCCGAUGGAUUGCAGCAUCCGUCGGUGAUUCAGAAAAUUCACGGGCAGUCUCACUUUAUAUCUCUUCUUUCGCGUGCCAUCUGCGUGAGAAAUUACGGACCGCACGAUUUUGCAAGCAUUGUAGGCUUGUAGCCAUGGAGCGUUGCGGAGUUCUCUAUCUCCAGCAUUCCGGGGGCAGUGGUCUGGCUCUUCUGUCCUCUCUCCCAUUUGGGUUCAAGCUCCGGCUUCCUUAUGGAAGCGGUUUCUGCAGCUGUUUCCAAGUUGAGGAAGCAUGUGGACUUGGCGGAGACAGUAAUUCCGCAACAUGAGCUCAGGAGGCUUAGGAAAAUUGCUCUCAGGAUGGUGGAGAGGAUGGAAGUUGGGGAUGCAGGAAUUACCCAGGCUUUGGUGGAUUCUAUACAUGAGAAGUGGAGAGAGGAUGAAGUGGUGAAGUUGAAAUUUGAAGGUCCCCAGUCACUUAACAUGAAAAGAACCCAUGAAACUUUGGAGAGUAGGACUGGAGGCUUUGUUAUAUGGAGAUCUGGAAGUUCAGUGGUGUUGUACCGAGGAUGGCGUAUACGCUUUCUUGUGUCCAAUCAUACAAUGAAAAAUACAGACCAGUGUGAAUUCUCUGAAAAAUGA
This is a messenger RNA of Eucalyptus grandis, 1191 nucleotides long. Its product is annotated as CRM-domain containing factor CFM3A, chloroplastic/mitochondrial-like. The record is from RefSeq and is a predicted model, not a curated record. Lineage: Eukaryota; Viridiplantae; Streptophyta; Magnoliopsida; Myrtales; Myrtaceae. The transcript has 2 exons. Bases 802 to 1191 code for a protein of 129 amino acids. Gene Ontology annotation, molecular function: mRNA binding. Gene Ontology annotation, biological process: RNA splicing, via transesterification reactions.